ACCAGAUCUCACUCCCCACAUUUCAAAGUUUUCUCCUUUUCUUGAGAAAAAUUACGUCUCUUUCCUUUUUUUUAGGUUAGACAUUUCCAUAUUCGUUUAUUUGCUGGGCCACAGAGUGUUUAUUUGGAUUUGUUUAUUUAACUAAUACUAUAGUUGUUGUGGUUACAUGAGAAGCUUAGAUCGCACAGUCCUUUCUUCUACAUUGACACUUGCCUUAAGAGGGGGGCCAAAGAAAGAUUUUAGUUGUUCUUGGUGUUUAGGAUCUGGAAAUUUUUUCUUCUCAAGGUUCGUAAAUGGGUGUGAAGACUUCAAAGAUCUAAAAUUUUAACAGUGUUGAUUUUAGGGAAGAUGGGCAGUGAUCUGAAAAGCCAGCUAUCUAGAGAGAGUCAUAUCUUUGGACUUAAAGUUUGGGAAGUAAUUGGAAUAGCUGUUGCAUUGCUCAUCAUAGCUAUCCUCUCGGUUCUUUCAUAUUGUCUCACUACGAAAAAGAAAUCAAGAACAGCUAAGUCCGGUCUUCCCGUUAUCCAAAUCCCUCCAGUCUCCAAGGAGAUCAAAGAAGUAAGAGUUGAGCAUGUCUCGGCAAGUAACUUUGCUCCUCGUGAAGGCAUUCUUCUCACAAUCCAGGACAAAAACAGCAGAGAUUCAGACAAAGUCUUGGUUCAUUUAGAUAUAGGGAAGAAGCGAAAGAAUGGUGGAAGUAGUUGUAGCCGGUCAGGCUCGUUUCACCAUUUAGAGAUCAUAGAUAAACAUUCUGAGUCAGGUGAAGAAGUCUCUGUAAACCAACCUUCUUCAUCAUCAUUGUAUAACAUCGCAACUCCAUCUCCAUUGUCUGGUUUGCCUGAGUCUCAUCUUGGUUGGGGACACUGGUUUACAUUGAGAGAUCUUGAAAUAGCAACUAAUAGAUUCUCAAAGGAGAAUGUUAUUGGUGAAGGCGGCUACGGGGUUGUUUACAGAGGAGAGUUGAUCAAUGGAACUCCUGUUGCAGUUAAAAAGAUUCUUAAUCAGUUGGGACAAGCUGAGAAAGAGUUUAGAGUCGAGGUUGAUGCUAUCGGUCAUGUGCGUCACAAGAACUUGGUCCGUCUUCUUGGAUACUGCAUUGAAGGCACUCACAGGAUAUUGGUUUACGAGUAUGUGAACAAUGGAAACUUAGAACAGUGGCUUCAUGGAGGAAUGAGACAGCAUGGCUAUCUAACUUGGGAAGCUAGAAUGAAGGUUCUCAUCGGUACAUCGAAAGCUCUUGCAUAUCUGCAUGAAGCAAUAGAGCCAAAAGUAGUACACAGAGACAUCAAGUCAAGCAACAUACUGAUCAAUGAAGAAUUCAACGCAAAGGUUUCAGAUUUUGGACUUGCCAAGUUGCUUGGCGCUGGGAAAAGCCAUGUCACAACUCGAGUGAUGGGCACAUUUGGGUACGUUGCUCCAGAAUAUGCAAACACAGGGCUGUUAAAUGAAAAGAGUGAUGUCUAUAGCUUCGGUGUUGUGCUCUUAGAAGCAAUCACAGGAAGAGACCCUGUUGAUUAUGGCCGUCCUGCUCAUGAGGUGAAUCUAGUGGACUGGUUGAAGAUGAUGGUUGGAACAAGGCGGUCCGAAGAAGUAGUUGAUCCAAAAAUAGAGGUAAGGCCACCUACGAGAUCAUUGAAACGAGCCCUUCUGACGGCUCUGAGAUGUGUCGAUCCAGAUUCUGACAAACGCCCAAAAAUGAGCCAAGUUGUUCGUAUGCUUGAGUCUGAGGAAUAUCCCAUUCUAAGAGAGGACCGACGACGUUCUAGAACACGAGAAGGGAGUAUGGACUCAGACAUUGACAUGAGUACACCGGUCUCAAGAUCACAAAGCAAGAGAUGAUAAUCUGAGUAAUCUAUCAAUCUGCAUAAGCUUUCAAACGUGCUUUAUGCUAUUCUUUGAGCUUGUUCCUUUGCAUUUUCUGUUAUUCUUUUUCCCUUGCCUCUCACCUGUCUCUUUGUCUUGAGUAGACUUUAGAUGAUUUGAUUGUACAUGGAAUUGGGUUUGUAUUUUAAAAUCCUACAUCAACAUAAAUACAUAAUAGA
Eutrema salsugineum is the source of this 2042-nucleotide messenger RNA. RefSeq names its product probable receptor-like protein kinase At5g18500. Gene Ontology annotation, molecular function: protein kinase activity; ATP binding. The record is from RefSeq and is a predicted model, not a curated record. The transcript has 9 exons. NCBI's taxonomy places the organism in Eukaryota, Viridiplantae, Streptophyta, Magnoliopsida, Brassicales, Brassicaceae. Gene Ontology annotation, biological process: protein phosphorylation. The coding region runs from base 349 to 1839 and encodes 496 amino acids.